Messenger RNA from Neltuma alba, 1338 nucleotides. RefSeq lists its product as uncharacterized. The coding region runs from base 139 to 1338 and encodes 399 amino acids. The record is from RefSeq and is a predicted model, not a curated record. NCBI's taxonomy places the organism in Eukaryota, Viridiplantae, Streptophyta, Magnoliopsida, Fabales, Fabaceae. The transcript is spliced from 3 exons.
UUUUGCAUUAUUUGGUAUAUUGGGUUUGGCUUAUUACGUAGUUUAUAUCUCUUUUCGGCGUGUGUCCUCUGAAAUUUGUAGCAAUGAAAUUUGUCUUUUGCAGAAAGACCUACCCUCUUGGUUUUGUUCUGUAAGAUCAUGGAUUCGCCGGAAAAUCUGAACAUUUCAUUGACUCUGCACAUAGACUUUGAGAAAAACAAGGUUCUUUAUGCUGAAGCAGAUAACGACUUCGUUGAUGUUUUAUUGAGCUUAUUGACACUACCAUUAGCAACUGUCUCUAGACUUGUUAGUAAGGAAUCUACUGUACAGCCUUGCACAUUUAACUGUAUUUCCUCACUGCGUCAAAGUGUUGAGAAACUGGACCAGAAGUAUUUCUCUUGGGAUUGGAUCAAAGAAAAGUUGCUGAAUCCACUCAAUCCAAUGGGAGCUGAAUCCAAAACUCUGGUAUAUAACUUUGAUGACCCACAGAUGUCCAGGGGCUUUGCUGGCUAUCUUCGCAAAUCAUCAUGUUUUAUAGUUGCGGAUGAUCUAACACUGAUGCCUAGUGAUCUGAAUUCAACGUUAUGGAUACUAGAAACUCUCGGUAUUGAUUAUGUUCCGGAGAAAUUGACUGUGAAUGUUACUGAGGCAGAGGUACUGGAUCUCCUGAAGUUCUCUUUAUGGUCAAAAACACCAUUGACAGACCUGUUCUUACGCAAAAAGCUGAACAUUCAGAACUGUCAAACACUACCACAGUCCAGGUUAAUGAAAAGUGAGCUUCAAAUCAAUGACGGUUGGAAGAUGAAGUUGAAGAUAAUGAUAUCAAAAUCAAAGAGGAAAAUUCUGUUUGCUGAAGCAGAAGAGGGGCUCAUGGAUCAGCUUUUAAGUUUCCUGACCAUACCACUAGGUGUAGUUGAACGUCUUGCUCAAGGCAAUGCUGGUUUGGGCUGCAUUGACAAUUUGUACAAAAGUUUGGCUGGUAUUGAUUCAACAAGAUAUUUCAAAUCUGAUCUGAAGAACAAGCUACUUAAUCCCAUGAUUGCCUCUCGUAAAGUUAAAAACCAGAUGUUACCAAUUUAUUAUAAAUUAAGUGAGGCUUCAGAAAGUAGGUAUGCUUGUUAUGUUAAGCAGGGAACAACGUUCAUGGUGACAGAUGAUUUAUCUGCAGAACCAUUUUCAUCUUCUGCUGCUUUGAAAUUUCUGCGUGAAUCCAAAUUUGUCGAGCAAGACUUGGAGGUGAAGCUCAUACGCAUUGGGGCAAAUGAGGUGUAUGAAAUUCUCAGAGCUGCUAUAUUCACAUCAUCAGCAUUGACAACUGGUUUGAGUCCAUUCCUUAACCUUGUCAAACAAGAGACGUGA